UCUGGUCUCACACACACAGUCACAGAGACAGAGGCACUCACUCACUCCUUUUCUUUUUCUCUCUAUGUUUUGUUUUGUUUGGGUGUGAGAGAGGGUAAGUGAAGUCGCAGUCGCGGGACUCGAGUUGUGUUGGGUUGGUUCCUCCAAAAUCCAAAUGUGAUGGGAAGCAAUAGCAAUGGCCUCUGCAACCUCUUAUCCUGCUUCAAACCCUCCAAUACAAACACGCCUAACCACAACCAACACCAACACCAGCACCAACUCGUUUUCGCCGAAGCAGAGCCUCCAUUGGACGAAACCCUAGGCCACUCCUUCUGCUACGUCAGAUCCUCCGCCCGCUUCCUCUCCCCCUCCCACUCCGACCGCCUCCUCUCCCCCUCCGCCUCCCUCCGCUUCUCCGAAACCGCCUUCAAGGCCAUCUCCGGCGCCUCCGUCAGCGCCAACAGCUCCGUCCCCAAAACCGUCCUGCAGUCCGACCAGGACGCCGCCCUCAAUGGCUUCAAGGGAACCUCCUCCUUCACCGCCCUCCCGCUCCAGCCGGUCCCCCGUGGAGAGGGCGACAGAGAGAGAGACCGGAGGGCCUUCUUCCUCUCCGGCCCAAUUGAGAGCGGCGCCCUCUCCGGACCCCUCGACGACGCCGUUUCCACCUCCGCCGCGGGAGUGCCGUUCUCCGCUCCGCUCGUCUACGUUAAGAAGAAGCGCAAGAAGAGCAUUGCGGGGCUCAGAAAGGCCUUCCAGCGCAGCCUGUCGGAGAAGAAGCGUCCCUGGGUGGUUCCGGUGGGCCGAAAGGGGAAGACCGAGGCCAAAGACGAAGCCGAUACCGAGAGCAAUGUGCAGUGGGCGCUCGGAAAAGCCGGGGAGGAUCGUGUGCAUGUGGUUGUAUCGGAGGAGCAGGGUUGGUUGUUCGUUGGGAUUUACGACGGUUUCAACGGCCCCGAUGCGCCCGAGUUUCUCAUGGCUAAUCUUUACCGUGCUGUUCACAAAGAGCUUCAGGGUUUGUUUUGGGAGCUUGAAGACCCUGCACCGGAACCUCAACCUCCACCCGAACACCACAAUGAGGUUGAAGAGGACUCUAAUAACUCUCUCCAAGGAUCCGUUAAGAGAGUCACGUUUCAAGCGGAGGGGACUGAGAGUAGGAGGCGGAGGCUGUGGGAAUUUCUCGCUGAGGAUGACGAUGAGGCUGAGGACGGCCUUGAUCUCUCUGGCUCGGAUAGGUUUGCGUUUUCGGUGGAUGAUGCUCUGAGUGUUAGCAAGGAGGGUUCGGGGGGUGGUAGUAGAAGGUGGUUGAUUUUGUCUAAACUGAAGCAUGGUUUGUCGAGGCAUAAGGAGGGGCAUGGGAGGGGGUUGUUGCCGUGGAGCUUUGGUGUUGGGGCGGAGGACAAGGAGAAGGUUGAGGUGGAAAAUUUGCCGCCUCCGCCGGAGGAGGAGGGGGAGAAGUGUGGCGGUGGGAGGAGGCGGAAAGUGGGGCCUGUGGAUCAUGAGUUGGUUUUGGGGGCGUUGUCUAGGGCGCUUGAGAUGACUGAGCUUGCUUAUUUGGAUAUGACGGAUAAGCUUAUUGAUUCCAAUCCGGAGCUUGCUUUGAUGGGGUCGUGUCUGUUGGUUGUGUUGAUGAGGGAUGAGGAUGUUUAUGUGAUGAACGUGGGGGAUAGCCGCGCCAUUGUGGCGCAUUAUGAGUGCAAAGAGGUUCAUUCUAGCAAGGAAUCGGGGAGCGGUGGAGAUGUUGGGUCAAGCGGGGAGUGCAUUGUGGAGGAGUCCUUAGCUCCGGAUGAAGGUGCUGCUGAAGAGAGGAGGUUGGUUGCAUUGCAGCUCUCCACUGACCACAGCACCAGCAUUGAAGAGGAAGUUAUUAGGAUUAAGAAUGAACAUCCUGAUGAUAGUCAUUGUAUUGUAAAUGAUAGAGUCAAAGGCCGUCUUAAGGUUACUAGAGCUUUUGGAGCUGGAUUUUUGAAACAGCCGAAGUGGAAUGAUGUAGUACUAGAAAUGUUUCGUAAUGAAUAUAUUGGCACUGCUCCAUAUAUAUCCUGCUGCCCUUCUCUACGUCACCAUAGAUUAUGCCCAAGAGAUCAGUUCUUGAUCCUCUCAUCUGACGGGUUGUAUCAAUAUCUAAGCAAUGAAGAAGUGGUUUCUCAAGUUGAGAGUUUCAUGGAAAAGUUUCCAGAUGGAGAUCCUGCACAGCAUUUAAUAGAGGAGCUGCUCCUACGUGCAGCUAGAAAGGCUGGAAUGGAUUUCCACGAGUUGCUGGACAUCCCUCAAGGAGAUCGGAGGAAGUAUCAUGAUGAUGUUACUGUGAUGGUGAUAUCGCUUGAAGGAAGAAUCUGGAAAUCGUCAGGGAAGUAUCUGUGAGAUCUUGCUCAACUCCCUGUUGGCUGUAUACAUAUGAUCAUGUUUCACCUGAGGGUCAGUGUCAAAAUUUCGCAGCUGACCCAUUUUACAACAAAAGUUGUGUAUAGAAGAAUCUUGCAUGUUUAUGGCAAGAAGCAACCGGUAGAGCUCUAUCCAGAAUUGGGAGAUGCAAAAUGCAAAUUAAAUCAGAUUGGGAACGGACAUUGAGGAUGGGUUUCGGAAGUUUCUUUAGGAGAAAGAACAAUGUAAAGCCUUUUUAAACUGUUCUUUUUUGGUUCCAAUCGUAGUCUAUCUCUUUUCCCAACUAUUGUUCAGGUUUAUAGAGAUGAAAAAUGAUGAAAUUUUGAGUAGCGGAGGCUCUUUCCAAUUUUUUUUUUCUUUUGCUCCUUUUCUUUCUCUGGCUCUAGCCAAGAGAAUUGGGUGUAUAUUGGUGGGGAUACAAAUGUACUGACUGAACUUAGGGCAGUCACUAGUCAGAGAAGAAAGUAUGUAAUUGAAGGUGGAUUUCUACCAUUGCGGAUUAACAUGAUUCUGAAUUAGAGAUCUCAA
Cajanus cajan (pigeon pea) is the source of this 2889-nucleotide messenger RNA. Its product is annotated as protein phosphatase 2C 29. Gene Ontology annotation, molecular function: protein serine/threonine phosphatase activity. Gene Ontology annotation, biological process: protein dephosphorylation. Lineage: Eukaryota; Viridiplantae; Streptophyta; Magnoliopsida; Fabales; Fabaceae. The record is from RefSeq and is a predicted model, not a curated record.